Messenger RNA from Apodemus sylvaticus (European woodmouse), 2219 nucleotides. RefSeq names its product DEAD-box helicase 55 (gene Ddx55). Gene Ontology annotation, cellular component: nucleolus. Lineage: Eukaryota; Metazoa; Chordata; Mammalia; Rodentia; Muridae. The transcript has 14 exons. Bases 180 to 1982 code for a protein of 600 amino acids. The record is from RefSeq and is a predicted model, not a curated record. Gene Ontology annotation, molecular function: RNA helicase activity; ATP binding; nucleic acid binding.
CCGCCUUCCGUGCGAAUGCGGUCCUCCGCGUCCCAGCGCCUUCUGCCCGCCUUCCGGAAUGUCGUCGCUGGGUUACUGUUUUCCGACGGGCGACGGACCAACCGGAAGCGGAAGUCCUUUCUGUUGACGCUUCCCGCGGCGUUCCAGACGGCUGAAACUGCGGAGACCCGGGACGCGCCAUGGAACACGUGACGGAGGGUACCUGGGAGUCGCUGCAGGUGCCGCUGCAUCCUCGGGUGCUCGGAGCACUGCGAGAGUUGGGCUUCCUGCACAUGACGCCGGUGCAGUCUGCCACCAUCCCUCUGUUCAUGAAAAACAAAGAUGUUGCCGCAGAAGCUGUCACUGGUAGUGGAAAAACCCUGGCUUUUGUCAUUCCCAUUCUGGAGAUUCUUCUGAGAAGGGAGGAGAAGUUAAAGAAGACCCAGGUAGGAGCCAUCGUCAUCACCCCCACUCGGGAGCUGGCCAUUCAGAUCGAUGAGGUCCUGUCACACUUCACGAAGCACUUCCCACAGUUCAGCCAGAUUUUGUGGAUCGGAGGCCGGAACCCUGGAGAUGAUGUGGAGAGGUUCAAGCAGCACGGCGGGCACAUCAUUGUGGCAACCCCAGGCCGCCUGGAGGACAUGUUCCGGAGGAAGGCGGAGGGUCUGGACCUGGCCAGCUGUGUGAAGAGCUUGGACGUGCUGGUGCUGGAUGAGGCCGACAGACUUCUCGACAUGGGCUUUGAGGCAAGCAUCAACACUAUCCUGGAGUUUUUGCCAAAGCAGAGGAGAACAGGCCUUUUCUCAGCCACACAGACACAGGAAGUGGAGAACUUGGUGCGAGCAGGCCUGCGGAACCCUGUCCGAAUCUCUGUGAAGGAGAAGGGUGUGGCAGCCAGCAGUACCCAGAAGACCCCGUCCCGUCUGGAGAACCACUAUAUGAUCUGUAAGGCAGAUGAGAAAUUCAACCAGCUGGUCCAUUUCCUUCGGAGCCGCCAGCAGGAAAAGCACCUGGUCUUCUUCAGCACGUGUGCGUGUGUGGAGUACUAUGGAAAGGCCCUGGAGGCACUGCUGAAGAAAGUGAAGAUCUUGUGCAUCCACGGGAAGAUGAAGUACAAGCGCAAUAAGAUCUUCAUGGAGUUCCGCCAGCUGCAGAGUGGGAUCUUGGUGUGCACUGACGUCAUGGCCCGGGGGAUUGAUAUUCCCGAAGUAAACUGGGUUUUGCAGUAUGACCCUCCCAGCAAUGCCAGUGCCUUCGUGCAUCGAUGUGGACGCACAGCGCGCAUUGGCCACGGUGGCAGUGCUCUGGUGUUCCUGCUGCCCAUGGAGGAGGCCUACAUCAACUUCUUGGCCAUCAACCAGAAAUGCCCCCUGCAGGAGUUGAGCCUCCAGAGAAACACCGUAGACCUUCUGCCGAAGCUCCGGGCCCUGGCCCUGGCUGACAGAGCCAUGUUCGAGAAGGGCAUGAAGGCCUUUGUGUCCUUUGUGCAGGCUUACGCAAAACACGAGUGCAGCCUCAUCUUCAGGCUGAAGGAUCUUGACUUUGCCGGCCUUGCUCGAGGCUUUGCCCUGCUGAGAAUGCCCAGGAUGCCAGAAUUACGGGGGAAGCAGUUUCCAGACUUUGUACCAGUGGACAUCGAUACCGACACAAUUCCAUUUAAAGAUAAAAUCAGAGAAAAACAGAGGCAGAAACUUUUGGAGCAAAAAAGAAAAGAGAGGACAGAAAAUGAAGGGAGAAGAAAAUUCAUCAAAAAUAAAGCUUGGUCUAAGCAGAAGGCCAAAAAGGAAAGGAAGAAAAAGAUGAAUGCCAAAAGGAAAAAGGAUGAGGGUUCUGAUAUGGAUGAUGAAGACAUGGAAGAACUCCUUAAUGACACAAGGCUCUUGAAAAAAUUUAAAAAAGGUAAAAUCACAGAAGAAGAAUUUGAGAAGGGGCUGUUGACAAGUGCCAAAAGGACAGUCCAGCUGACAGAUUUAGGUGUCACAGACUCGGAAGAGGACAGUUGACCUCAGAGCCUCAGGUGAAGGUCACCUCACUGGCCCCACAUUCCUGCCCUUGCUGAAAGACUAUCUGGAAAGCUGUCUCUUCAGACCGGGAGACACUGAAGGACUGCACAGUACCAGGAUCCUACCAGACUCUCACAGAAGUGUUUUUAGUUAUCUGAGUGUACAUAGCAGAUCUCAGUAUUUAUUUUGUGUUUUUUCUGGGGUGUUUUUUGUGCUUUAUUACAGACUUAAAAUAUA